GUUGAAUGGUCGUGAUUAGUUUAGUCCUCUUUUCGCCUCCCUUUCUCCCUCGCUACUCUCUCUCUCAUCAGCUGAGAGAAAGGGAGACGCCGAAGAGAGAGAGAGAGAGAGAGAGAGCGCGAGUGAGGGAGAAGAGGGGUUUGUUUACUCUGUACAGGACAAAUGCCAGCAUUAAAAAUGAAGGCCAAAUCUAACCCCGAGGGUUUAAGAGGACAAAGUCUCCAGGUGAGCAACAAAUCAUGUAAAAUAUCGAAAAGUUCAUCUCAGCAAGUCAGAAUAUCUCAACAAACUGCAGAGUUGGACACUGAUCUUCAAAAUUCUCAGGAUGUUUAUUCCAACUUCGAAGCAUCUCUACAGGGGAUGGGAUGUGAUGAAGUUGUUGAUGACCCAAAAUUGGUCAAUGGGGCAACCCUUCAAUUGCAAGAGUCAUCAUUGUCUUCAGUUGAUUCUGCAGCUGUUUCUAGAAUGCAGGAUUUCCCAUCAGCCUCAUGCAAUCAAGACUUGGAAACAAUCUUCUCACCUGUUUUGGAAUCAUCCUCAUUCCCUUCAAACUUGGAAACAAUAUUUUCACCUAUUUUGGAGACCAAUGAAGUUCACUAUAUACCAGAAAUUUACAACUAUGCAGUUGGGAGUGAUGAGGAACCUGAUGUGCCACAUUUGAUUUCUGACGAAAGUGAUGAUGGUAGCAGUAGCUCAUGUGGAUAUCAAACAUGCAAUAUAUCGGAUUUCUUUAUGUCUGACAUGAGUCCUGCUGGUUUAUCUUUCUAUGGGAACGUAGGAUUUGAUGAUGUUGCAGAGGCCAAUUCCUUUCUUGGUUACAACUGUACGGAUUCUGAUAUGACAUCUGAUAUGACUGAGAGAUACAUGAUACUACCUUUCCUUGAGGAAACUGCCAGACCAAGCAACGUACCUGAUGAAGAGUUGUGUGAAGAGGUGGUGAUGAAUUCAGAUGAUUCAUGUUUGUAUCUGGCGAUCCAUAAGAUGAAAUCCUCUGGCCAGGAGCCUGAUGUUAACUCUAACUCUGUUGACUCGGAUGAAGGGGAUUGUUUUGAGCCACAUUUGUUUAUCAAAAACUUUCCUGACCUAUCUGAUGUAGUUCCAUCAUUUAGGCCUAUGUUGUUGCCAAAGGAAACACGGAAAAGGAAGUCAAUCACCCUAGUACUUGAUCUGGAUGAAACACUCGUUCACUCGACCUUGGAACAGUGUGAUGAUGCAGACUUCACCUUUCAGGUUUUCUUCAACAUGGAAGAGCACACUGUUUAUGUGCGACAAAGGCCUUAUCUCCAGACAUUCUUGGAGAGAGUUGCAGAGAUGUUUGAAGUUUUUGUCUUUACGGCCAGUCAAAGCAACUAUGCUGAACAGCUUCUGAAUAUACUGGAUCCAGAAGGAAAGCUCAUCUCUCGACGUGCUUAUCGUGAAUCAUGCAUUUUUUCAGAUGGUAGCUACACUAAAGACUUGACAGUGUUAGGAGUUGACCUGGCAAAAGUUGCCAUAAUUGACAAUUCACCACAGGUUUUCCGGUUGCAAGUGAAUAAUGGGAUCCCUAUUAAAAGUUGGUUUGAUGACCCAUCUGACCGUGCACUAAUUUCAUUGCUUCCCUUCUUAGAGACGCUGGUUGAUGCUGAUGAUGUCCGUCCUAUCAUUGCAAAGAGAUUUGGUAAUACGGAAUAGCAGACCUCUGUUCUCUUCCUCCGUUAGCUUAAAUUUAACAAUCCUGCAUCUCUCUUCUCUCCUCAAGAAACAGUUGGAUACAUCGAUAUAUUAAAUCCUCACUCCCUUUUGAGCUAUCAGAUAAUUAAUUAUACGCCAAGUAUAGCUUAUUGAGUUGACCUUUGGUAUUUGCCCAUCUUUCUUCCCUACUCAGAACCGGGCCUAGGAACGACCAGCAGUCGGGGCCCGCAAACGUGAGCUUUUAAGGUCAUUUUUCGCUCGUGUUUCAUGCGUGCCUGUAUGAAUUGCAUAAGUCAUUGUACGCUCUCUUUGAAUAGUCGUAUUCAUGUCUUCUGUCUAGAUCUAGUUGCCUAGAAUUUCUUUUUUAUUUUUUACUGUGCAGAUAAAAGUGCAGUUGUUUCCAUACGGGUGUGUAUAUGGAUGACUUUGCAGUGUAAUAAAGCUGUCGUGGACUGGUUUGCUUC
This is a messenger RNA of Macadamia integrifolia, 2135 nucleotides long. Its product is annotated as CTD small phosphatase-like protein 2-B. Gene Ontology annotation, molecular function: phosphoprotein phosphatase activity. The coding region runs from base 163 to 1671 and encodes 502 amino acids. The transcript is spliced from 7 exons. NCBI's taxonomy places the organism in Eukaryota, Viridiplantae, Streptophyta, Magnoliopsida, Proteales, Proteaceae. The record is from RefSeq and is a predicted model, not a curated record.